Serendipita indica DSM 11827 is the source of this 441-nucleotide messenger RNA. NCBI's taxonomy places the organism in Eukaryota, Fungi, Basidiomycota, Agaricomycetes, Sebacinales, Serendipitaceae. The record is from the annotation of a GenBank genome assembly.
AUGGUGUCUGCAGCAUACGAUACACCUUCUGAAGAUGAAUCAGGAGGAACUGCGAGCCCCAUCGAUAUUGAACCGCGUGAAAGCCCAGCCACUGGGUCCGGUAAACGACGCCUGGCGCCUUCUGGCUCGUCCCAACGCGAGGCCAAAUCACGCCGUACAGGUGAACCCGGAGAGAUGUCUACACCUGGUCAACAAGGUGGACUUACUGCUAGUGGCUCGCGAGGACCAGGAGGUGGGUCGCAGCCCCCUGGCUAUGGAUCCCAGUCGAUGUCUGUUCACGGGAUGAUAGAAGAAGGUUAUGGAACUCGACAAAAGCGUGACGAGUUUGUUGAUCAGAAACUCAUGGACGACUUGAAGAAGGAUCUUGGAGACCCGUUGGAUCGCCAGCUGAAUGCCGUCCAGGCUGAUGUCGCGGCAGCCGCCCGUUCACCUCAGCCAUAG